UCGAAUCUAGCAUUCGAUUAACCAAAAGCAGGAAACUUCUUUUUUGCGAUGCAGAGCUAGGCCAUCGGGUGUUAUUUUGAGUUAAAGAAUUAGAUUUUUCUAAGAGUGAUGCAAAAACAAGGGAAGGUUAGUGGGCAUGAAGUGAAAAAUCCCGCAGUAUGGAGGAAAACAGGACAACCAGAUACAGGAAAGGGGAGCUUGGGAAGAAAUGCUUCUCAAAAUUAUCAAGAGACAAACACUGUUCAAGGUCUGGGUGGAAGGCCAUCACCAGAUCACUAUGCUGAAAAGGCAUUCAUCCAGACACAAACGGCAACAAGUCGGCAGGAACCGAAACAAACAACAGCAAAAAAUGAAAAGCAUAAAAAAGAAGGAUCCCAUGGAAAAAUUGCAAAUGACCCACUGGGGCUUGGUUUCCAAGGCAAGGGAAAUAAAAAGAUAGACUUAUCAAGAGGCAGUGCGGGGAAUGGGGAAGGAGGUUUAUACAGCGGACACCUUCCUCUCAUCAAAGACAUGAGCACUGUCGAAGGGCGAGAUAAAUACAUGAAGCAAUCAGGGAAUGAACGUAAGUUAGAAAACAUCCACGAAGACUUCCAAGCAAACAAUGGAGUAUUGGAUGUCCAACACAAGGCGGACGAGCAACAGGGUGUGCAAAAUUUUGAUGCUUUCCCUGAGUUAGUAGCAGCUGAGAAAUCGAAUGCAGAAAGCGUCACUAAGGAUAACGGGCUGCGCAAAGAUUAUACAAGAUUCCCAAAAAUGAUAAACGAAAACCACGAGACGAUGUUGCAAAACAUCACCGAACAUGCCCAGAAGAAGAAACGACUUGGUAUCAUGGGUAUACCUGAAGAUGACGUAAUGCCGGAUUCGCGAUUAGUACCAUUUGAGAUAGUAGACGCAAGCCAGCAGCAGAAUAGUAUCUACACGGGAUUUCAACGUAUCCAGGAAGGUGCUUUGAAGAAUCAGACAAUUCAUGAAGAAAAAAGACAGGCAGCUGGUGGAAAUGAAGUUCAACCAAAGAGAGAGAAAACUGUUAAAGAUUCUAAAACGCAACUCAAAGAGGAAAUAAAGCAGAUGCGAUUUCGCCGUUCCUCGAUUUUUAGAGGAAUCUCACCGCAGCUUUCGUUAUCUCAAAAGACACUCAACACUGAGAUCUAUGGAAUGCAGAAGUUGCAUUUCACGAGCAAUUUUACAUUCUCGUUUUUUGACAUGCCAUCAAAUUACCAGGAGCAGAAUGAGUUCAUCCGCUCAAGUGUUAAUGCCAUUGGGAGAAGGAAAGCUAGGCCAAAAUUUUCCAGGCCUGUACAAAAAGCUCAGAAAAAUAAAACGCUCAAGACUGAUUUAUAAAAUAAUAGACUUUGUAUUUUUCUACCUUGAUUGACUUAAUCUGUCUUGAUUAAAGAGCAUUUUCUACCAUUCAGU
This is a messenger RNA of Rhopilema esculentum, 1416 nucleotides long. RefSeq lists its product as uncharacterized. The record is from RefSeq and is a predicted model, not a curated record. NCBI's taxonomy places the organism in Eukaryota, Metazoa, Cnidaria, Scyphozoa, Rhizostomeae, Rhizostomatidae.